AUGGAUAUUUCUGGUAAAGUUGCUAUAGUCACUGGUGGUGCUCAGGGAAUUGGACGUGCUGUCACCGAAUGUUUACUGAAGAAAGGGGCCAGGGGUGUUACAAUUACUGAUGUGCAUGAGCAGAAAGGUCAAGAAACUGUCAAUGAGUUCAGCCAGCAAUACGACCAAAAAAGAGUCACAUUUAUGUAUGCUGAUGUCACUUUGAAGUCACAAAUGGAAGAUGUUUUCAGACAAACAAAGACAACAUUUGGGAGAGUGGAUAUUUUAAUCUGCAAUGCUGGUAUUUGCAACGAAUAUGAAUGGGAGAGAAUGGUAGACAUUAAUUUCGCUUCUACGAUCAGAAACACAUAUCUUGCUGUGGAAUAUAUGGGGACAAAGAAUGGAGGAAAUGGUGGAGUUAUAAUAAUCAAUUCUUCUCUUUUAGGUUUGAUACCGAAUUCUAUUAUUCCAGUGUAUGCAGCCGCCAAGAGUGGUCUGGUCGGAUUUGCUAGAAGUGUGGCGUUUGAGCCAAUGAUGUCUGAAAACGCUAUCCGUGUUGCAGCAAUUUGUCCUGGUGCAGUAAACACACAAAUUCGGAAUAGUCUAAUAACAAGAUACGACGAAAUAAUGCAAGAACUAAUGAAAACAGAGACAUCUUUAGAACCGUAUGUGAUAGGUGAUCACGUGGUAACGAUGAUAGAGGAUGCCAAAUAUAAUGGUUGUGCAUGCGUGGUGACACAUGAUGUUCCGUUCUCAGUAGUAGACCCACCUGAGAUUGUCCAUUCACAGUGCAAUUCUUGA
Molecule: messenger RNA, 780 nt
Organism: Saccoglossus kowalevskii
Lineage: Eukaryota; Metazoa; Hemichordata; Enteropneusta; Harrimaniidae
Product: 15-hydroxyprostaglandin dehydrogenase [NAD(+)]-like
Cellular component (GO): cytoplasm
Molecular function (GO): oxidoreductase activity, acting on the CH-OH group of donors, NAD or NADP as acceptor
Source: RefSeq, a predicted model, not a curated record